CACGGUAAGCCUCGUGGCGUAACAAUUAAGUUUUUCGUUUUCUGCUUGGUGAAGAAUGAAUAGCGAACGAUAAAUGGACUUUAAGGGAAGCUGCUUUAUUAUUUUGAAAGUAAAGUACGUGUUGUGUAUAAGUGGAUGUAAAAAAUGGUCAUUUAACACUUCGACUGCCACGUUGGUCAUAUAUGACCAGCCAUGGUUUCUCCUGUGACGUCAUGGUGUUCAUUGGUAUAAGAAUACGACUGUGGUGUAUCAGUUGAGGAGAAAUACUUAUUGAAAAGAUUCUUUCUUCAGAUGUAAGGAUGAGGAUUUAUGCUGGCGGAACGACAAAUGACUGAAACGAACGAGCAGAUUGUUUCGCGUGUCAUGGACAUUACGUGCAAAGGUUCUACGAAGCAGCUGCAUUCGAAAGAUUCUAAAGACAAAGAUGACAUUUCAUGGGGCACGCUGACUGAAAAUGCUGUGUACGCUGUCACGCGAACGAUCAACAAGUUUCCUAUUGAAGUGGAAUUAAAAGAAUAUCGAUUUAUAAUCAGAGGCGUUGGUCAUCAAACAACAAUUUCGCAUAUGUUUCGACACUCAUACGUGAAACAUUACGAUGCGGUUAUAAAAUAUUACGAAAUGGGUACAAAAGUGCAGUUGGGACCAGAACAGGAAUCGUACGGAUUUAUUCACGCAUGCACAUGACACGACAGGAGUGAGGGACCUGUUGCGACCGGCUUGCGGUCGAAUUGCAAAAAGAUUGAAUCUGCCACGUAAUAUGCUGCAGCGCUCAGUAACAUUGUAUAAACCGACGUAAUUUAACCGCUUUCGUUGGUCGAAAUUAAAAUUGGAUUGUUCGUAUUUUGUCCUGGUGUCUACGAAUCUACAAUAUUUCCGUUAUAUCAUGAAUCAUAACUUAUGGUCUUUCAUUUUCGGGAAUAAAAAUAGGAAUUGAUAUAUUUCCUUACUUUAAAUACAGACAUAGUGAAGUUUGCAAUUAUCAUGAUUAUAUUGGUCAAGUUUGUAUAACAUUUUGUGUAAUAUAUUUAUAAAAAUUACCUGUACUGAAUAUUCGAAUGAUUUCCUAGAGUCGCUGUAUGUUGACAUAAUUUUCAUUUGUAUAAUGAGUCAUAGUCAAAAUUGUAUACAGUAUACAAAAGUAUGUUUCACGUAAUAAAAGACUCUGACAUGAUAUGGGUAGACAUAUGUUGUAAAUGUAUCUAUAUUUACUGCGUAGUAACAUCAAAA
Messenger RNA from Bombus pyrosoma, 1227 nucleotides. RefSeq lists its product as uncharacterized. The transcript has 5 exons. Bases 310 to 684 code for a protein of 124 amino acids. The record is from RefSeq and is a predicted model, not a curated record. NCBI's taxonomy places the organism in Eukaryota, Metazoa, Arthropoda, Insecta, Hymenoptera, Apidae.